CAACACAACAUGUUCUCAUUGGUCAGAGCAGGUCACUGCUACAUUUGUAAACCUUUGACAGGGUUCUGUUUGUUCACCAUGAUGGCGGUUUGGGCCUGCUCAGGGGCUUUGCUUCUUGUUCUGUUGACUGGUGCAAGUUACAGCUACCCUGCGAAUAAAGGUUUUGAUGCGAGCUCCGCCUAUGGCAGCAGUAACAGUGCAAACCUGGUGGCGGCUGGCUCAAGCUGGGAACGGCCUUCCUCUGGAUUUACAGAUUCUGGUGCGAGGGCUGCUGCUGCUAAAACUGCCUCGAAUCCUGCUCGUCUGCAAACUGCUUCACGCAAAAUGCCAAAGUACUCUCAGCCCGGUGUUCAGAACGCACCGGUAGCAGCCGUUGACACUUAUCCUGCGUCUGACCGUGCAGGGUAUCCCAGCAGAUCCUCUGCAGGCCCAGCGCAGCAACAAGCCUCUGCACAAGAGAUCAACUGGCUAGUUGCACCUCCCAGUCCUUUUUCUCCUGAGGAAAGACCCAGUGCUCGCCGCUUUGUCUCCAGUAAACCUGAAGCACUUGGCUCAAGCUACGUGGGUCCACCUGCUCCUCCUCAGUUCCAGGCAGGUGAAUUAUCUCAUGCAGAGACCAGCUACGAGAAUGGCGACUACGAAUCUGAGACUGAAGAGCAAGGCAUCCCACCACCACCUGCAGGUGUCGCUGUUGCGGAUGGACCAGUGACUAAUGGUGAACUUAAAUCAGUCCCUGGUGGAGGAUGGGUUGUGUAUCCUUAUCCGAUUGGCUACAUGUUCCUGACGGGCCGGUAUCCUCCAGGCACACUCUCUCACUCUCGCAACAGCUUUGAGAAGGGGAGGGACUCCUGGCACGACACCCACAACAUAAGAUACUACUAUCCUGCUAACCCCAGUACUCUGCAGGCUGAGACCAUCCCCACUGACUCUGCAGUGCCUCAGAGCAUGAAGUGGCCCAGCCAACCUGUGAAGCAGUCUGCUGGGAGUGCUGGCUAUGGUCAGAGCGGUGCAGUGAAUGGACAAAACCAGCCCUAUAGAAGAGUUGGGUUCAGCAGGAUGACACAGCCCAAGCAUGGUUAAGGUUGAAGACAUGUAGAUCGAUCUGGAUUCAAUAAAUGAUCUUAAAGAUCAGUUGCACUGGUUGUUUUACUGCUAUGGUUUACUCCAAGUCACUGGUGACCUGAUAGGAUAGUUUUGUCUUUAAUUUUUGGACCGCAUAGAAUUAGUACAACUCCUCGGAUUCAGUGUGUAAAGUUUGUCUAUUUUUAUUGGAAGACUAAUUUUAAAACUCAUUCGACAAAUACGAACGUGUGUGCAAAGACAUUAAAUGUCCUGUGAACUCAAGUCA
Molecule: messenger RNA, 1348 nt
Organism: Paralichthys olivaceus (Japanese flounder)
Lineage: Eukaryota; Metazoa; Chordata; Actinopteri; Pleuronectiformes; Paralichthyidae
Source: RefSeq, a predicted model, not a curated record